UCUGCUCGGUUCGACACUUUAUGGAUAACAUUCAAAUGGUGUGUUCUGGAAUAUUUAUUUUAACAUUCAUAAUGUGAUAGUAAAUUUCCAAUUCACUUCAACUUCUAACGGUGUGUUCGCUAAUCGUCGAACUGCAAAAUGGCGAGGCGGUAUGAUGCAAUUCUUGAUAAUGAUUCUGAUGAACUGUUAUACUGGUGUUCGCAGUGCAAAGAACGGUCUUUAGAGAUAGAAGCAGAUUAUUACUGUAAAAAGUGUCAUACAUUCUAUUGUGGAACUUGUACUGACCACCAUAGUCAUGGUGGGUGGUUUAAUAAAAAGUAUCUUUAUGGAAAACAUAAAAUACAUAAGUGGCCCGUUUCUAAGAAGAUGGAAGAUAUUCUACUUAAGUGUGAAGUCCAUGAAGAUGAAAAUUUGACAGCGUUCUGCAAUGAACAUGAUCAGCUCUGCUGCUCAAUCUGUGUCACACUUUGUCACAGACCAUGCACUACAGUGACAGUUAAAUCUAAGGCUGCAAAAAUCAAGUCAAAAGACCUCAAUGAACUGCAGGUACAAGUCCUAAAAAAUCUCACAAAAAUGAACCAGCUUCAGACGCAUCAGCAGAACAGCAUCGAAUCUCUUAAUGUUACAUACGAUCAACUUGUGAGCUCUCUGGUGGCCGACAUGCGACUAAAUAUUAAUUCCUAUUUAUGUGAGUGUGAAAACAGUAUUAUGAAUGGAGAACAUGAAAAUGAGCAACACACAGUGCAUGAAAUUCGUCAAAAAAUAAGUUUUAUAUUAUCUGCUUUUGAGAACGGAAUCGUAAAGGCAAAGACAUAUGAGAAGACAAUAAAGCAAGUUGAUUUUAUGGAUGUGGUAAACACCUGCAAACGACAUCAGACUGAAUUGUUUCGACUGAAUGAAGCCUUAAAUAAAAAUCAGACUAGUCCGGAACUCUCUUUUAUUCUAAGGUAUAAAAGUCGACACAACAUACAAAAAUAUGAAACAUUUUUGAAAGAUAACUUUCCGAAUCAUGAAUUGAAUGUCCGAACCAUAUGUACCCAAUCAUUGAACAUUGAACAAAGUACUGCAGACACACGCUUUAAAACAGCCGUAUGUGUACUGCCGAAUGGACACAUUUUUGUGGCAGAAAGAGAUAAAAGGUCAGUCACGCUUCUUAAUCAAACUUACGACCCUGUGAGUCACUUGGAUAUAUUUACUUAUCCUUGGGACAUCUGCCUGAUAACACCCAAUGAAGUUGCAGUAACUUUGGAUGAUGGCAACACACAUGUGGUACAGUUUAUCACAGUGCACAACAGACGUUUGGUGAUAGACAGGACACUUCCAUUACAACAUCAGUGUAGAGGCAUUGACCACCACCAGGGAACCUUGUUCGUCACUUCUGGUACUGCACUGUACAAAUACUCAAUGACUGGAAAGCUGAUCAGCAAACUUUACGAAGAUACAUCUGUAUGCUGUUGUGCGGUGUGCCCCACAGGUGACAAAGUGUACGUCACCAACUGGGACCAGCACAAGCUCCUUACCCUGGGAAUGGAUGGAUCAUGCCUGGCUUGCUUCACUGACCCUGAACUAGAAUACCCUGGUGGGGUACAUGUGUUACCUGCAGGGCAGGUGCUGGUGUGUGGAUGGGGGUCACACAACAUCAUCCAGGUGGACAAUGAGGGCAGGAAGAAGCUUGCGAAUUUUAAUUCAGGGUUUAUGAGGUACCCUUGGUCAGUCUACUACAACAAAAUUACAUCAUCCAUUAUAGUGGGUGGGGAUGAAUGGAACAGAAUCACAUUUUUUGAAUUGCUAUAGCUUAAUUGCACAAGUUAAUGUAAAACAGCAAUACGUGAUUUAAACUACAGCUGCAUUUCUACGUGUGUACUUAGUUUGUACGUGUAAUAAACCAAUGUGUAUGUAAUUAUAGAUUCAUAUAAAAUGUAAUCAUAUGCAUGUAUCAAUAUUUUCUUUAAUAGUGUGAAGUGUUACUUAGAUAUAAAUCUUGCGUAUUGUGUAAAUUCUAUUUAUUAAAUUUUAGAAAUGAUUGAUUUUACAUAAUCAAAGAUGUACAUUACUUUUUUCUUUUUGAUUCAAAGAUGAACAUGUC
Dreissena polymorpha is the source of this 2086-nucleotide messenger RNA. RefSeq lists its product as uncharacterized. The record is from RefSeq and is a predicted model, not a curated record. Gene Ontology annotation, molecular function: zinc ion binding. Bases 139 to 1794 code for a protein of 551 amino acids. Lineage: Eukaryota; Metazoa; Mollusca; Bivalvia; Myida; Dreissenidae. The transcript is spliced from 3 exons.